This is a messenger RNA of Chelonia mydas (Green sea turtle), 1181 nucleotides long. RefSeq lists its product as uncharacterized. NCBI's taxonomy places the organism in Eukaryota, Metazoa, Chordata, Testudines, Cheloniidae. The transcript has 5 exons. Bases 73 to 756 code for a protein of 227 amino acids. The record is from RefSeq and is a predicted model, not a curated record.
GGCUGAUGCUUCCGGAGGAUGCUGAGGCGGAGCUGAGCGGGCCCCGCGGAGCUGCCCAAGACAGCGGGGACCAUGGAGCAGCUGCCAGCUCUGAGCCCCAUCCUCUGCAUUGUCCUCCUCAUCCCCACCUGGGCAGCAGCUGUCGCAGAAAUUCCAGCCGGUUGCAAGAGAGUGCAGAUCCCAAAUGUUGGAGCGUCUGCCCAGAAACCAGCUGGUCUGGGAGUUUCCCAGGAGCCCAGGUCCCUCCAUAUGACAGCCGGGGAGAACAUGACCCUGAGCUGCACCUUUCAGACCAGAGACAGCAAGAGAACCAAGGUGCUUUGGCUCAGGGGAUCCGGAGAGGGUCUGGAGCUGGAUUCUAACCACCCCUUCUACCGGGGGCGGCUCCGUGUGUCCAGUCUGGAUGAGCACACACAGGGGAAGGCGACGCUGACCCUGGCUGAGCUGCAGGAGCGGGACUCUGGCCUCUAUCAGUGCUGCAUCGAACUCGACCGUGGGAAGACAGGGAUGGGAGGAGGCACCGAGCUGAGAGUGAUGCGGAGAAACCAGAGUGCGACUGGGGCUGCAGGGGAACGUGAGCUCUGUCGAGUCUUUGGGCCCCUCUUUUACCGAGCCAUCAUCUGCCUGUCGCUCGUCGUUCUCUUCUCCUUGGGAAUCGUCCUCAGCCUGCGGCCUUGGAACGCUGUCCCCGUGGAUCCCGCGGUGGGUGCUGGCUCCAAGCCGCCCCCGGCACCGGGGCAGGUGUCUCUGAUUUAGCCACUCAGGGGGCCAGUCACCGGCCGGAUUUUCCCAGCUCCGGGUUCAGAAGCCGUCAGACUUCGCUGGACUCUGAGCCACCUGCCGGGGGCUCCUGCGGGGCCGGGGCUUCUCCGCUCUCCUCUGCUUCUGUCUGUGGGUCUGACCUCUACAUCUUGGGUGUGAGAAGAACAGUAAAGAAAAGGAAAUAUUUCUCCAGAUUCAUUCUGUGUGGGACAAUAUUUUUCCUUUUACGAAUGUAAAUUACACGCUGUAAUGGAGUCAGCCGCCAGAGAAAACCGAAUUCUAGAGAAAAGGUACCUGGUUUAUACAGGAAAAACCGGUCUGGAGCAGGCUUGAUUUGUCAGAAGGAAUUUGCCGAUUCAAAGAGACACGUGUUGCAAAAAAUAGAUAUAUUUCAAUGUGUGGAAAUAAAAUCCAUUACG